Molecule: messenger RNA, 1039 nt
Organism: Klebsormidium nitens
Lineage: Eukaryota; Viridiplantae; Streptophyta; Klebsormidiophyceae; Klebsormidiales; Klebsormidiaceae
Source: the annotation of a GenBank genome assembly
GGCAAGUUCAGCUCUACAGGGGGGAAAGUCGGCUGGAGGAGGCGCUUUCAAGGUCGAUCUUCAGCUUGGAAAGAAGCACAAUUCCAAGAGUUGGAGCGGCUGACCCUGAGGGCAGAGUCUCGAGUCUGAGUGGGGCAGAAGGCAGAGCCAAGGCGACAAGAAAUUUACAUUGCAAAUUUGCUGAAGCCGUUAGUGGAUCUGCUGGUGGCCAACAAGAUGUCAUACAGAGGAGGCUACGGGAAUACCGGGUAUAGUGGUUCGGGGGGGUACUCUCGAGCUGGCAAUAGCCCAAUCGGCAGCCCCCCUGGGUCAGCAGGGAGCAGCGGCCGGAGCACGUCGCCCAUGCCUGGGAUACCGACAACUUUUCCGUCGUUGAGAGACAAGAGUGCGGAGGAGUUGCAACGGCUGCUGACGGACCCAAGCGCGUACAAGGCAUUCCUCAGCAGCAUCGAGAGCGUCAAACAUGCAGAAAAGUUGCGCGACGAUUUGCGCUCGAGCAACCUCGACCUCGCGCACCGCAACCUGGCGCGCGAGAACGAGGUGAGCGAGCUGCGCAACCAGUGCAACAUCAUCCGCACCACGGAGGUCGCCGCCGCGCGGCAACAGCUCGACGAGGCGCAGCGCCGCGAGAAGGCCAUCUCGUCGCGCUUCUCGCCGCAGUCCCUGCUCGACCGAUUACAUCGUGCCGCAAAGGAGAUAGACGAGGAGUCUGAUAACCUGCACGACGACUUUCUCAGGGGGAGGAUCGAGUUGUCGGAGUUCAUGCCCAAGUAUAAGCAGUUGCGCAUCCUGUACCAUAAACGGCAACUAAUGCGGCUCGCUGCAAUGACCAGUCCCACGUGAAGAUUCGUCUUGAAUUCCAGAAAUAAGCGGGGUUUGGAAACUCAAGCUGGAGGCUCGUUCACCCUAUCCGUUUGUCCCGCUGUUGAACAAGCUUGCUUACCAUUUGUGUAUAAAGUCCUGAAACAGGAACAUUCCGAUCUCUAUAUUGCCGUUUAAAAUUCGUCGUUGCUUGGUGAAGAAUUCUGGUGUAUAACAU